UGGCUCCACCCCAUGGAGUCUUGGCCACAGCCUGCGCCAUCAGACUACUGCUGCUGCCUGGGGCAGCACCCACCCGCAUGGCCCAGAGCGUGGUCUACGCCGACCUGAAGUUUGCCAUGGCCCCCCCACUCACCUCCCCCACCUGCCACGCAGCCCCCGAUGAGGAUGACAGCCCCUAUGAGAACGUGCCGCCGGCACCGGUGCCCGUGGCACCCAGCCCAGGGCGCCGGCCCCGGCAUUGGCGUGUCGCUGUGAGGCUGCUGGCAGCCAGCCUGCUGCUGCUGGUGGCCACCGUGGUGGCCCUGGGGACUUGCUACUGGCAGGUCACCCACAGCCUGCAGGACGCCUCCCGGAAGCACGCGGCCGAGCGGGGCCGCCUCUCGCAGGAGGUGAGGGCACGGGAGCAGAGCCUGGAGCAGAUGCGGCUGGAGCUGGCGUGGGCCAUGGCAGAGCUGCAGCGAGCGUGGCGGGAGGGCAACAGCAGCCGGCAGGAGCUGGGCAACCUGAACGUCAAGCUGGGGCACACCAGGCAGGAGCUGGCUGUGCUGCAGGAGGAGAUGCAGGAGGUGCAGGGGGAGCUCAGGGCCAGCAAGAGUACUGUGAGCAGCCUGCGUGCCUGCGUGAAUACAGAUUGCUGCCCCUCAGGCUGGGUGCUCUACAGGGGCAAGUGCCUCUUCAUCUCGAUGAGCAGGAAGACGUGGUGGGAAAGCCGUCAUGACUGCAGAAUGAAAUCUGCUCAGCUGCUGGUCCAAGGCAACUGGCCAACCUGGACACUGCCGCAAUUUUUGGUGAUGAGUGAUGACACAUACUGGAUUGCAGAGAGAGAUCAAAAUCCUCAUAAUAAACAUGAGGGGUGGGAUACAGAUCUGUAUAAAGGAAGUUGGCCCAAGACUUGUGCAAGAAUAUUGUUUAACAGGAUGAGCUACUCCAACUGCUUAAACAAUUUUUCAUGGAUCUGUGAAAAGCCCCCAGAUCUGAGCAGCCCAUUGGAGACCCUCUAGCCUAUCCCAGCCAAGCGGAUAACUGAGACCCCCUUUCCACUGCAGAACUGAAGAACAGGAGCUGGGGGUGCACAGCAAAGUCACCCUUUCCUUCCUACACAGCUGCUUACGUGUGCACCAUUGCCUCAACCGCAUUGCAGAGCUCUGGGGAUACAGGUUGUGAAAUAAGGUGCCUGCCUUUCAAAACAAGAAUUAUUGAAAAAAGACUGUGUUUCUGUGUUCCACAUUCAUGCCCAUGCUUACAUCCCCAUCCCCUGCCCUCCAGCCCCAGCUCCCAUAACCCAAGAAGGGGACACCAGUACCCAACCCUGAUUACCUCUGCUGCCUUCCACUGAGGCUGGUUUGGGAGGUGUCUUUUGCGUGCUGUGAAGCUGGGUAUGAUAGUACCACUAGUGUCCCCCUCAGGGAGUCCUUUGUUUUUACUGGCUGUCCCUUGCCUCUGUCACUGGCUGCUGCUGGCCUCUGUCCUUCCCUUUUUUUCCUCCCUCCAUGACCUGCCAGCGGCCACAGCCUGUCCCAGAGCUGAGCUUUGUUCUUCCAGACAAAGAAGAACCUUGAUCCCAGGAAGAAGCAGCAGCAUGUCGUCCUUAGCAUGUGAUGGUCCAGGCUUGGGAAGGACAUGCUGGUUGUCAUGAAUGAGUGGUUUAGCUUGCUUAAAGAAUCACCAUCCAAGGUGUUAGCAAACAUAGUUUUAACAUGAAUUUGUAGGAGUGCAACUUCACAAAGUUUGAUGUCAAGGUUCACUCUAUUACUCAUUACAUGGAUGAAACAGACAAUGGAAAAUUGAGUUAGAAUCAAGCUAGAAUGAUUUACACGGAGACAGGAGACACGAAAGAAUAAAGGAGACCCUGCCACUGCAUCUUGCUUUCUAAACU
Molecule: messenger RNA, 1876 nt
Organism: Falco peregrinus (peregrine falcon)
Lineage: Eukaryota; Metazoa; Chordata; Aves; Falconiformes; Falconidae
Product: B-cell differentiation antigen CD72-like
Exons: 6
Coding region: 78-1001 (307 amino acids)
Cellular component (GO): plasma membrane
Molecular function (GO): transmembrane signaling receptor activity
Source: RefSeq, a predicted model, not a curated record